AUGCCCCCAAAAACUGUUUACAAGCCGGCACUGAACGCCGAGACCGCUGACUUACUAAGCCAUCUCAAGAGACUUGCAGGGAAGCAGCACGAUGAGGCCCUGUUUGCCUGCGGUGGUAGCAUCGCCAUCCUUCACCCAAACAAUACGACGGAUUCAGUCAGGUCCAAGGACAACACAGACGAUUGUCUUCUCACGUUUUAG
Messenger RNA from Diaporthe citri, 201 nucleotides. RefSeq lists its product as uncharacterized. The coding region runs from base 1 to 201 and encodes 66 amino acids. The transcript is spliced from 2 exons. NCBI's taxonomy places the organism in Eukaryota, Fungi, Ascomycota, Sordariomycetes, Diaporthales, Diaporthaceae. The record is from RefSeq and is a predicted model, not a curated record.